Molecule: messenger RNA, 1567 nt
Organism: Anolis sagrei ordinatus
Lineage: Eukaryota; Metazoa; Chordata; Lepidosauria; Squamata; Anolidae
Source: RefSeq, a predicted model, not a curated record
UCCCCGGCCACCGUCCCUUAUCUCCUCCCGUUUUCCCUGGCUGGGCGGAGCCGACGGAAGCCUGCAAGGGCCAGUUUCCUUCUUGGCGGCCGGGUGUGCGCGUUCCUCCGUCAUGGCGGCCGCGGCGGCGACGGAGCAGGAGGCCUUGAAGGGUGGAGGCAAUAGCAACCGGAACCGCGGGGGCGUGCAGCGCGUGGAAGGGAAGCUCCGCGCCAGCGUGGAGAAGGGAGACUACUACGAGGCCCACCAGAUGUACCGCACCCUCUUCUUCCGGUACAUGUCGCAAGGGAAACAUGCAGAAGCGAGAGAACUCAUGUAUUCGGGGGCCCUGUUGUUCUUCAGUCACAAUCAACAAAACAGCGCUGCUGACCUGUCCAUGCUAGUUCUAGAGUCCCUGGAGAAGUCAGAUGCAAAAGUUACAGAUGAGCUGCUAGAGAACCUGGCGAAAGUGUUCAGCCUGAUGGACCCGAAUUCACCGGAAAGAGUGGCCUUUGUGUCCAGGGCACUGAAGUGGUCCAGCGGAGGGUCGGGAAAACUCGGGCAUCCGAAAUUGCACCAGUUGCUAGCCAUCACGUUGUGGAAAGAGCAAAACUACUGUGAAUCUCGGUAUCACUUCUUGCACUCUACAGAUGGCGAGGGCUGUGCAAACAUGCUGGUGGAGUAUUCCUCGUCCAGGGGCUACCGCAGCGAGGUGGACAUGUUUGUAGCUCAAGCCGUGUUACAAUUCCUCUGUUUGAAAAACAAAACCAGCGCGUUAGUGGUUUUCACAACAUACACGCAGAAGCACCCUUCCAUAGAGAGGGGCCCUCCCUUUGUACAGCCCUUGCUCAACUUCAUUUGGUUCCUGCUGCUGGCGGUUGAUGGAGGAAAGUUAACAGUAUUUACAGUAUUGUGUGAACAAUACCAACCGUCCUUGAAGAGGGACCCCAUGUAUAAUGAAUAUCUAGACAGAAUAGGACAGCUCUUCUUUGGUGUUCCACCCAAACAAACCUCAUCCUAUGGAGGACUACUAGGCAACCUUUUAAACAGCUUGAUGGUGGCUGGAGAAGAAGAGGACGUGGAGGACGGGCAAGAAGACAGCAGUCCCAUCGAGCUGGAUUGACCUCUUCCGGGGCUCCUUGGAACGCCGACCACGUGCUCCACCCCUCACCCAAGCGAAGAAACAAACAAACAAACGAAACAAAGACGGUUUUGAGAACAAGUCCUGCAAUUCUUUCUCCACAGGUCCAAGGGCUCCUCUGUUGAGUUUGAAAGGAGAGGGUGCUGAGAUGAUGACGGUGGUGAUGAUGACGGUGGUGAUGAUGAUGAUGUUCAUGAUGUUUUGGUCCUUAUUAUUUAUGUAAACAGAGAAAAAUACGAAAGGCAAGGGGAGGAGAGCCACGAGAACUGACUGGGUGUGGGCAUUGGUGGACCUCUGGCACUGCUGGAUGGUGAUGGACCCAGGAGGAGAAGGUGGAGGUGGAGGUGGAGGAGACAGUGGCACCCUCUCUCUCUCUCUCUCUCUCUGCGAUUCCCUCUUCUCACAAUCACACUCAAUAAAGCCGGCGCAGGCAUUUCUUGCUACCUA